CAUGAACACUGACACUGCAUCGCUCGGGAACUCGUCUGUGAUACUCCACUAAAACCUUCCCAAAUCCACCAUGGCUGAACCAGUUGCUGAUAUUGCCCUUAUUGGGUUGGCCGUUAUGGGCCAAAACCUCAUCCUGAACAUGAACGAUCAUGGCUUUGUGGUAUGUGCUUACAACCGUACUGUAGAGAAGGUUGACCGUUUCCUGGAGAAUGAGGCCAAGGGGACCAAGGUGGUCGGAGCUAAGUCCCUGGAAGAGAUGGUCAGCAAACUCAAGAAACCUCGUCGUGUCAUGAUGCUGGUCAGCGGUAGCGCUGUGGACGCCUUCAUCGACAAACUGGUUCCUCUCAUGGAGAAAGGUGAUAUCAUCAUUGACGGUGGAAACUCUGAGUUUCAAGACAGUCAGAGGAGGGUGAAGGCUUUGGAAGAGAAGGGCUUGCUCUUUGUCGGUAGUGGUGUUAGCGGGGGUGAGGAUGGUGCCCGCUAUGGCCCCUCCCUCAUGCCAGGGGGUUCCCCUAAGGCGUGGCCUUUCAUCAAGGAUAUCUUCCAGGGAAUCUCAGCCAAAGUUGGGUCUGAGCCUUGCUGUGAUUGGGUCGGUGAGGAUGGAGCAGGUCACUUUGUGAAGAUGGUGCACAACGGUAUCGAGUACGGUGACAUGCAGCUGAUCUGUGAGGCCUAUAACCUCAUGAAGGACGUGCUCGGCAUGACAUGUGAUGAAAUGAGUCAGGUGUUUGUUGAGUGGAACAAGGGAGAGCUUGAUUCCUUCCUGAUUGAGAUCACCAAGGACAUCCUGGCCUUCAAGGAUACAGAUGGAUCCCUCUUGGAGAAGAUCAGGGAUAGAGCAGGGCAGAAAGGCACAGGAAAGUGGACGGCUAUCUCUGCCCUGGAUUAUGGCAUGCCAGUCACGCUCAUUGGUGAGGCUGUGUUUGCCCGCUGUCUGUCAUCCAUCAAGGAUGAGCGAGUGGAAGCCAGCAAGCAGUUGAAGGGACCUGAUGCACCAGCAUUCUCAGGAGAUAAGAAGCAAUUCAUUGAAGAUAUCAGACAGGCCCUGUAUGCUUCAAAGAUCGUAUCCUAUGCUCAGGGAUUCAUGUUGUUGAGGGAAGCAGCCAAGCAAUUCAACUGGAAUCUCAACUACGGAGGAAUCGCUCUGAUGUGGAGGGGUGGAUGUAUCAUCCGUAGUGCAUUCUUGGGUAACAUCAAGGCAGCCUUUGAGAAGGACCCCAACCUCACCAAUCUCUUACUCGAUGACUUCUUCAAGAAUGCUAUCCAUAAAUGCCAGGCAUCAUGGCGAAAGGUCCUAGCUGCGGCUGUCAUGCAAGGAGUCCCUACUCCAGCUUUCAGCACCGCAUUGGCCUUCUACGAUGGCUACCGUUCAGCUCGCCUUCCAGCCAAUCUCAUCCAGGCUCAGCGUGACUACUUUGGUGCACACACCUACGAGCUUCUCUCUGCACCCGGCAAGUUUGUCCACACCAACUGGACAGGCCACGGAGGAAACGUCUCCUCUUCUACUUACGACGCUUAGAGUCCUUCUUCCACUCUUAUCGGCACAUCUCCAACAAGCACACUGCCCUCAAGACCAUAAGGGAGCAUCUCCAAAUAGAAGAAUUUAAGUUGAAAAGGGUAGAGUGAGAUGUUGUAUUCCUCGUACACAGAGGAGUAUAAUAACAAUACAAAAUCUUAUUCCUAUAGCCCUAGGUGUUCAUACACCCAUGUUUUGUUGUUGUUGUGUUGUGUUUUUUUGGGGGGAUAGGGUUCAUAUAAUAUGCUUAUGAUGUUUGUAACAUGUAAGUCAGCAUACAAAAAUGACUUCACCUGGAAAGGAGAAAAGAGUUGUGCUUGUUGGAUGUACUCUAGCUGAUGUAGCUGUAAUGUCGAUAUCAUGUAAAUGGUGAUAUAUAAUUUUAUACUACAGAGAUAUUAAAAGAUUAGUUGAUAUGUAAUAUUUUCACAAGAUUUUGUAUCAGAUUGCAAAGCAAAACUUUUGUCAGAGAUGACCUAGGAACGGUGCAUUAAUGUUGUUAGCUUUAAGUUGGUAUAUGCAUAGCUUGGUUUAACCAUAACUUAUUUGAUGUCUCUGAUUGUUUUUUAUCGUUUAGCUCACAAACUUACGGGAACAAGGUUCACUUAGAAGUAAAUGUCGAAAGAUUUCAAUUUGUAUGGCACACUAUUUUUUCUCAUUUUAUGAUAUUUCUUUGAAGUAGAUAGAGAGCACACUAUUUAGUCAAUGAGGUAUUUUUGUAUAAAUUUGCUCCGUCUCGAUGCAAAUGUAGUCAGGCUUUGUAUGCAUUAAAUGUUAUGCUGACUUUAAAGAUAGUUGAAAACAGCCGAGUACUUGCACAAUCUAAUUUAGUACUCAAUGAAUGUGAUACAUUAGGAUUUGAAGUUCAUUUAUUCCUCUUCGCAUCAUACAAUCAAAAAUGAGUUUCAUGUUUGAAAUAAUGUCUGUUUAAUUAUAUGGAAAUUUCUCAUAAUCAAAUUAUGUUUGGGGUGGGGCAGGAGGACUUUUUUUCCCCAGCUUUAUUUCAAAAUACCAUUGUCAUACCUUGGAUAUCAGUCCUUGGAAGUAGGCAUAAAGUUAUACAAAACUUAUUUGCCCCUCGGUGUCCGCAUUGUGUUUUGUGAAAUUUUGGUAUUUUAAAAGUGCUUUUCCUUGGUGAAUAACGUGUGCAUGUCAGCAUUGGCAUUGUAGAUUAACAUUCCACUGUAUGAUUAGACCAGGGGCCUGUUGCACAAAACUUACCAUUGAUGGUAACUACCAUGGAAACCUUGAUUUUGAUUGGCUGUUGAGCCCUGUUACCAUGGUAGUUGCCAUUGAUGGCAAAGUUACCAUCAAUGGUAAGUUUUAUGCAACAGAGCCCACUAGAAAUGUUGUAACUGAUCAGGUAUCAAUUCUUUGAGUUAUUGCUGUAAUAAUUUUUUUUAGAGCUGAGUAGAGAGAUCUGACUAAUACAUGUAAGUCAUGUUUGCUAUAUCAAAUACAGGAUUGGAAAAUGGGAUUGGUUUUAAGCAGAGAAGUGAGUUUCUGGUACAGGUAAAUUGUCAUUACACAUGCCAGGCAAACCUACUUGUAUAACGGAAUGGAAAAUUGGCUUUUCAACUUAUACCUAUGUUCAUGCCAGGAAUGCACAGUUCAGUUAUGCAAUGUAUGAAUCAAAUAUUUGUGUAAAUGCCAGGAAUGUAUGUUGUGUUCAAGUGAUCAUGAUGGUAUGGCCACUAUCGAGAGUCUGACUGAAAAUUCAAGAACAAAUUGACUGGUGGUUAUAAAAAAGACAUGUCCUCAAUGAUUUACGAUUUGUUAUGAAAAGCUUUGGGUAAACAUCAUAAGGAAGUACACUAAGAUUUUUAGAUAAAACAACUCUGGAAGUCCAUUAGGACAUGUCCCUUAUGGGAAGCAAGGAAGACAGAAAAUACAUUCUGAGCAUUGACGAGAACUGAUAUACACUGUACACUGUAGGGAAUAUCUCAACUUCAGUUUCAGUUCAUGCUUCCUUUUCAAGUCUAAAUAUUUUGGUUUUGAUGGCAGAUUUUAGUCUGCCAACAAUCAAUGCUGUAUCAACAUUGCUCUACAUAUAUACAUGUACUUAUAAUAAGCCUGCAGAACACUUUGAGUGCUGUAUCCUUUUCAUGCUGAAAAUCCUCUUUGUAUUGAGGCUUAGAAAAUAUAUGUUUCCUCUUCAAUUUCUUGAUAAGUAUCCCAGAACUCAUCUUGAAAAGCCAACUCAGAUCAUGGAAAAAUCUAUAAUUUUGUCAUUUUUGUCAUCAGAACAUCAAAAUGUUAGUGUCUUUGCUGUAAGCGAAAUGAACCUUGAAUGUUGCUUAGGAAUGUAAUGAGACAAUAAACUAUUUCCCACUUGAUUAAGCAAGUUACUAAUUACUUCUUUACUUUUCUUUUUUUGAACAUUCAUUUAGGUUGUGUAACUAGAUCAGUACUAAACAUUGUAUUGUCCUAUGCAAAUCAUAGUGGAUUUGAAUGUGUAUAAUGAAUUACGGACUCUGAUAAUUUGCUUCACAGCCAACUCUAUUGUACCCAUACUCACAUGUACAAGAGUUUCUCUAGACCAACUUUUCUAAUUGGUUCUGGUGCCGUGUAUUUUGUGUAACGCUGCAAGCUUAUCAUGAAAAAUAAAAGAGAAAUUGAAUCAAUAUGAUAAUCUA
Molecule: messenger RNA, 4152 nt
Organism: Strongylocentrotus purpuratus (purple sea urchin)
Lineage: Eukaryota; Metazoa; Echinodermata; Echinoidea; Camarodonta; Strongylocentrotidae
Gene: pgd
Product: 6-phosphogluconate dehydrogenase, decarboxylating
Biological process (GO): pentose-phosphate shunt, oxidative branch; pentose-phosphate shunt
Cellular component (GO): cytosol
Molecular function (GO): phosphogluconate dehydrogenase (decarboxylating) activity; NADP binding
Source: RefSeq, a predicted model, not a curated record